Archocentrus centrarchus (flier cichlid) is the source of this 1768-nucleotide messenger RNA. RefSeq names its product echinoderm microtubule-associated protein-like 1. The transcript has 7 exons. The coding region runs from base 212 to 1144 and encodes 310 amino acids. NCBI's taxonomy places the organism in Eukaryota, Metazoa, Chordata, Actinopteri, Cichliformes, Cichlidae. The record is from RefSeq and is a predicted model, not a curated record.
ACCACCGAGUAAACGUGAGGGGAUCUAAACACCAAGACCUUCAUCUGCUACUGCAGAUAUUGUAAUAUUAUUUGGAUGCUCUAAAAAAAAAAAAAGAGGCAGCUAAAACACCAGGAAGGCUGAUCUGUGAGUGUGUGUGAGUGUGUGUGAGGCAUAAGUGGAGCAAAAGAGAUGACCUCUUAGUGGACAUCAGCCAGAGGAUCAAAAUUAGAUGGAGGGAGAGCCGGCCUGUCUGACAGGAGCAAGAGGAGGAAAGAGGACUGAAAAAGUAUGCUCGCGAGAGGAGAGGAAGAAGAGGAAGAAGUCUGGGGUGGUGGAGGAAGGCCCAACUGGACUGCAGAGGCACCGUGACUGCUCUUCAGCUUCCAGCGUCUCCCACGAUGACCGCAGCUCGGCAGCCAGCGGCCUGGAUGUGGCCGACCGGCUGACAUAUCUCGAGCAGAGGAUGCAGAUGCAAGAAGAUGAAAUCCAGCUGUUGAAGAUGGCUCUGGCUGACGUCCUGAAGAGACUCAACAUUUCGGAGGAACACCAAGCAGCUGCUGCUGCUGCUGCUGGGAGGAGAGCACCAGGGGCCAAAGCCAGGCCAGUGUCUCUAGCUCUGCCCUCCAGAGCGCCCGUGAUGACCUCCAGCACAGCUUCUCUGAAGAAGAGCACCACGCUGCCCUCCAGCACCGCAGCCAGGAACUACAGCCCAACACCACCCCGAAGCGGUGUGAAGAGCCCACCUGGUAGUGUGAAGGACAGUCCGUGUAAGACCACUAAAGCACGACCCACCUCUGCAGCCUCAAGCAGUAAGAAAGUUCAGGAAGGCGGUAAGCCCAGAGAGGCUGCAGUAAAUGUAGGGACAAGGCGUGUGACACACUGUAAAGUGACUAUGCAGAUCUAUCUGAGCCCCCUCACAAGAAAGACUGGGUCUUCUGAAGCUGCCAAGUCCGUUUCUGCGGUGCCUGCCCGCAGCGGGCCCACGGCCGCUCCUAACCACCCUCAGGCGAAGGGGGGUGGCAAGCCGGAGACGAGGAAAGCGACCCCAUCAUUCACCUUAAACCUCCAGAAGACCACAAGCGGCCAGAGUGCACCGCAGGACACAUCCAGCUACAAAAGCCCCAUCAAAUCGCCCAGCCAGUACUUUCAGAUUUGUUAUUGACACACAGGUAGAGACAAGAGGACGGAAGCUGCAGGGUCUUCUUCACUUUUAAUGCACAAAUUAACCGUUUACCACAGAUUUUAGGGAAAAGUGCAGGGAAUUAAUUUUUCUCUCCCCGCUAUUGAGUGUACUAAACCCCAAAACAAAUGUGUGAAAGCCUCGAUCAACCACACGAAACUGCAAAUGUGGAUUUUCUUAAGAAUUUCCGACACGCUCGAGUCGUGCAGCAACAGCGUUUCGCGGGAUCAUUACUUAUUUGGGAGGAUAGAGUGAAAGCUUUAAUGCAUUCUUAGCCACGCUGCAGUGUAGUAGUAGCUCCAUUUGUCGCAUGCUGGUACCUGCACAGUGCUUCACUGAAGGCCUGUGCUCACUGCUAAUGUUUGUCUCUGUCACGCUGCGUGAGAAGUUGCAGAGUGUGUGGGCACUGAGUGUGUGAUGUAAGAGGGAAGCUGUUUUUUUGUUGUAACUGAAUGUGUGCCACUCAGUCCUCGCGCCUGUGUGCUGUGAUGUUUUCUGUUUUGUAGCUAACGUUCCACGUUUGAGCCCACCUUAGAUCAUUUACAGUGUGUAUCAGAAAGUCUCAGAUCAGGAGAAACAAUAAAAAAAAAACCAAAACACUGUCAA